AUGUACAUUUUUGUUUCUUUUAUUUUAUAUAAUAUUAAUUUUGCUGUUUGUUCAUAAAUCCAAAUGGCUGAUUAUCAGAUUUGAUCAACUGUGCAACUUUUAUAACCGACGCUUUAGCGUUCUUUUGAACUUCCCUUCAUUUGUUUGAUUACCAUUUGUUAUUUUAUUUUUUUAUUUUUAUUUUUUCUUCCCGUUUCGUUUCUUAUUACGAAUUAUAAGUCACCUUUUUUUUAAGUUGCCAAUGGUAGUAACCAUUUGGGAAGGUUAGCAAUUGAGCGCAGUAUAUAUAUGUGUACGCUCACAUAUGUACAUAUAUGUAUGUGUAUAUAUGUGCACUUUUUUUGGUAAAAGUUGAGCAUUAUGAAGCGUAUUAGAGCUGUCCCCUAUAUUUUUGUUAAUAAUUAUUCCUAAUACCAUGAAUUAUUUGAAAGUGUUGAUUUGUGUAAUAGUUUUGCUCUUUCUUUACGCCCAAGAAUUAAAUGCAUUGCGAGGAAAGAAGAAGGAGAAAUAUGUGUUGCCAAAUUACGAUGACCUCUUUUUGCGAAAUGGUGGUUACAAGAUAAUUCUACCACAUGAAUAUGUAGACAAUAACAAUUUGAAAGAAUCCCUUUUGCGCAUGAUUAAAAUUACAAGGAACAAGUUUAAAAAAAUAAAAAAAUCCAAAACAAGACUUCGAGAUAGUUGCUACCAUUUGGGCCUGCACCUUGGCUUGCGUAUUUUACACCAUCUUACUGUUUUAAGCAUGCGAAUGAUGAAUCUGCACAUCAAAAAGCAAGCCAGGCGUAGGAGUAAGGCGAAGAGUAAAAAUUUACCUCCACCUUAA
This is a messenger RNA of Plasmodium coatneyi, 823 nucleotides long. RefSeq lists its product as uncharacterized. The record is from RefSeq and is a predicted model, not a curated record. The transcript has 2 exons. Bases 416 to 823 code for a protein of 135 amino acids. NCBI's taxonomy places the organism in Eukaryota, Apicomplexa, Aconoidasida, Haemosporida, Plasmodiidae.